Molecule: messenger RNA, 9656 nt
Organism: Loxodonta africana (African savanna elephant)
Lineage: Eukaryota; Metazoa; Chordata; Mammalia; Proboscidea; Elephantidae
Gene: MACIR
Product: macrophage immunometabolism regulator
Exons: 3
Coding region: 5740-6363 (207 amino acids)
Biological process (GO): negative regulation of cytokine production involved in inflammatory response; negative regulation of fibroblast migration
Source: RefSeq, a predicted model, not a curated record
CGUGACCGUGUGCGCGCGUGGAUUCGGACCAGGUGCUGGCCAGAAUCGAAAGCGGCAGAUGUCGUUGGGCAUUGCCUCCGUCGCCCCACCUGUCGCGGGUUGACUUUGGGUCGGGUGGGAAACGGAGGAAAAGGGUUUCGAGGCGGGAGGCAGUCAGACCUUUAGCAGUCACCCCCAUUGUGAAGCUGCCAAACUCUCUCUAGUGGUGGAAUCUGCAAAUCUCUGCUAGAAGGUGGAGGAAACCCGAAGGGAAUGAUGGCCCCGUCCUUUUCCCCUUGCAAAUGUUCCGCUUCCGUAGGGACCCAUGCUUCUUCACCCAUGCCAGUUUGCACCCGGGUGGCUUAGUGAUUUGUGUCGAGUGAGCAUUCUGUGUGUAUGUAUAUGUGUAUGGGUAUGGUGCACAGGUAGGACGGACUGGGAAGUUUUUAGUCAGUUGAGGAGGAAGAAUGGAGGGAGGCAGCAGCGUUUUGUAGUGUGAUUGCUUCUACUAGCUGAAAGAACAAUUCUUACACAACAUUUCUGACGCUACUAGACUCUUUAUUUUACGUUGUUUUCCUCAGAUGAGCCACUCUACAGUUUGGGGUGUGCCUUUGUUUUUUUCCAACCCUAUAGAACAGGCUUGGUAGAAAUGACCCCUUCCCCAAAUUUAUUUUCCCAGAUACUUCAGAAUAAAGUAUUGGUACUUUAUGAAUUCAAGGCCACGAUAUAUGACUAUACAGUUAUGUUUAAUGAAUGUUUCACAGAUUUGUCAGUGUUUUUAUUGUAUAACAGUGAAUGCAUUAUAAGCUUAAAGUAAAAUGAACAAGAUGAAAUAAGAGUUACUGGGUCCAGAGAGACCUCUUCAUUUGUUAACAGUAGGUGUGUAAGUAUGUGAUUCCGCCAACAGUUUAUUUAAUUUCAGAUGAUACUGUUUAGAGAUAAAUGUUCCAGGACAUAAGUUAUAAGUUAUUUAUUGACCUUAAGUAAUGGUCAGUGAAUUUGUUUAUUUUCUUAGUGUUUUUUAUUUCUGUGUAUUUUGCAGAGCUGUUGUUUACAUUGACCCUUAAAAUUAGUGUGUUGGAAAUAAUAAAACUUCGUAUACAGGAUUUAAAAUUUCUUUGCUGAUUUAUAGCCUCCGGGGAGAAAUUAAAAAAAAAAAAUAGGUAUUUAGAUCCAGAGAGAACUCUGGCUUUGUCGUAAGCCUAUCAAAAUGGUUUUACGCUUUCAUUUGGAAAGUUAGCCAGUUCCACAUGUGUACACCUGUCUCAUUUUGGUGAUGCUUCCUUAGAGGCAAAUUUCUUGUAAAGACUGCAUGUAGACCUGCAGUUCCAGUUACUGUCAAGUGUACUCAGUGAAACUGAAUUUCUUUUUUCUAAAAGUAGAAGGGUGACUUCCCAUAAUGAUAAGAAGUCAUGGGUAACCUAGUUUUAAUUUUUACUAGCAGAUAGGAGAUGAAAAUGAAGGCUGUACUUUAAGGAGGUUGCUACUAUUAAAAGAACUUACUAGAAAGAGAAAGAGAAAGACAUUUUAGUCUUACUGCACCUGAUAUAGGUUGUCUUAUCAGGUUGGUGAGGUUAAUGAUUUCUUUGUAAAGGUCAAGAAUGGUUUCUGAAGAGUCGCACCCUAACAGCUUUUCUUAAAAUCUAAUGAUGAUUUUGUUUUUAUAAGUUGCAAAUGGUGAAAUAAGGUUAUUUGAAAGUAACCUCAAAAAAUGAGCAUGUAGGUAACAGUUUAGUGCUUUGCUUCCUUUGGCAGUUAAACCGUUUUAUUUCUGCUCAGUGUUUUGCUAUUUGAGAGAUGUUUCGGCCCUUCUCUUUUUUACCCAUUUUUGGAAUGAUGUUUAAGAUUAGUGGUUGCAACAUAUUUUCAUUAGUCUGAAUAGAAUUUUUAAAAAUCGUUUUUUUUUCCCCAAGUGCUUUUUCAUUAUUGAUCUCUCUUCAAAUAGCCACUAUGAGAAAUACUACCAAUUUCCUUUUUUUUUUUUUUUCUUUCCUUCAUGUUUUGGGAGCUAGAUUAGAACUUUUACUGUACCCAUUUUUGCCUAAAAUUUCUCUUGCUUUCCAUAAUAAAAUUCUUAAGGAUUAGUGGGAUUUAUUUACCAAAAUUCAGAAGGGCUGUAUGCUGGCCUUCGUGUUUAUUUACACAUUUAUUAAUCUCCUUAAUGAUUUGUAGUAGAUUUUGUUAAUUUUUUUCUUCUUUUUUGAUAGUGGAUCUGUGCUGAAGCUUGAGAUUUGUGGCUUUGUGUGUGUGUGUGUGUGUGUGUGUAGGUUUUUUUUGUGUGGACCUGAACUUCGACAUUUAUUCAUAAACACAGAGCUUUCUGUAAUUUUGGGAUAGCCACUCUCUUCUCUGGGUUCCCAGUGCCUGUUGGACUUACAUGUAUUAAAAACCUGUUGCCGUCAAGUUGAUUACAACUCAUAGCGACCCUAUACGACAGAGUAGAACUGCCCCAUAGGGUUUCCAAGGAGUGGCUGGUGGAUCUGAACUGCCAACUUUUUGGUUAGCAGCCUGAGCUCUUAACCGCUCUGCCACCAGGACAGAUUUAUUAACUUUCUCGUCUGCCUGUCUUCCUUUCCGGCCUGGUCUCAGCUCUCACUCUUUGUAUUUGACCCAGUGCCCGUAUAGUGCUGGGAAAUAAUAGGACUGAAGAUAUAUUGUUGAAUGACUGAAUGAGUAAAUGAAUGAUUGAAUGGCCUAGUGGAUACACAUAAAGAAAUACUCCUUAGAUCUGUUUGGGAAGCCAUUGUGAAAGCAGACUUUUUUUUUUUUUUCUACUUAAUUCAUUACCUUUGCAUUGUUAUAUAUUACUUUUGAGUAGGAUAACAAUAUAAUUGCCAAAUUGGAACACGUUUAGAGAUAAUAGAGGUGCUGUAAAUUAUUAUGCUAGGACACGAGCUAUGAACUUUAUUCACCUGUGAUGAGAUCUAUCACCUUACCCGAGAAAUUUGACACACUUGAUAGUUAAUCUUUGUAAACUCUUCUAUCUGUAGAAGCUAUAUUUGCAGUUCAGUACUGGGUGUCUUUUGCUUAGUCACCCACAGCUUUCUUCCCUAGAGGCCUCCUUGGCAGCUCUUGACCAUGCUUAAUUUUUCUCCUUUUUAUUGUGCAGGGUAGUGUCACAGGGCUUUCUGUUUGCGUGAGCAGAGGAAUACCCACUGCUUAUAGCUAGAAGCCUCAUAUUCUAUAGCUUUGCUCUGUUUUUACUUCAGUCUGUUUCUAUGCAGCAUUUAGUCCAUCUUGUAGGAAUUUCACAUGGGUUUUUUACCCCCUUGCUGACUGUCGAAAGGAGAUCCAUUUAAGUCUUAUCUUUCCAAGCCUUCAUGUUCAGAGCAUUAGCCAGAUCAAUUGUAAGUGUUGGAGGUUUAUAGAUUUUUAAAGUAGUCUAAAAGCGAGUGUUGUUAUUUGGAAGGUAUAUAUAUUGGGGACUUUUAUAUUGCAGUCUUUUAAUUGUUAUUAAAAUGGGGGAUGGGUAAAAACCUUACUGUAAUUUUAUAGUAGAUUUCAUUAUAAGCAGUCUCUUAAAGUAUAUUCUUAUACUAGUUUCUGGCCUCAUUUUUAUUUUCUUUUUCCUUUUUUUCAUCAUCUUCAUCACCAUGCUCUUUGCAGCUGUGAGCUGAUAGCACUCAGUUGUGCACAAAACAGUAAGAAGAGUCAGAAAUGAGUAAAAAAAAAAGAUAGUAGGAUGGAGCUACUGCACCUUGGUUUCACCUUGUAUGGCUCUCUUGGACUCUGUUUGUGUUCUAUUUUUGGCUUGGCACGGGCAUAAUAGGGAUAAUCAGUUACUACACUUUGUUUACUAUGAAAUCACCAUCCAUUUCGUAGACUUGCACAUCAGCUCCAGUGCAAGAGCUAGAUAAGGUCCUUUGCUUUCAAAUCCAGAUUGAAGUUUUAGGUUGAUUUCUUUCUUUGGGUGUGGAAAAAAUGUUUGAAAGUAUAAAUAUUUUUCCAAUACAUUUAAAAGCUUGAAAAGAAGACUGUAUCACCAAAUACGUGAUGCAAAUUAUGUGAAAGUUUGAGAUUUUAGACUUUUAAAACUUUUUUUAGAAUUAAAAGAGAUUGUUUUUUCUAAUAUUCCAACUUUUUGAUUUUCAGUCAAAAGUUUGAAAAGUCCAAAUGAAAUAUGUCUCACUUUGUCAUAGAUGCAGUCCUGAAACAUUAAGUGAAAAUACCUAUCUGUAUUUGGCAUUCAGCCAUAUAACCAGCAAGUAUUAGUUGAUGUAUUUUAUCCUGCCUUAUAAUUUACAAUUUUAAAAAUACUGUAUACUAUAAUCUCUUAGAACGAAGAGACCAUGAUUUAGAGAUAUUUUGUAUAAAAUUUUCUCCACUGUGUGCCUAAGGAUCCUGACGUUUUUCAAGUAGGAAGUAACCUUAGAGCUAGUAGUUAAAACAGAGUUCCCCCAACUGUUGCAUAAAUGAGGUAAUAAGACUUUUAAAGAAAGUGCCUCUCACACAUUUAAGGUAGGAUUCCAUUUGCAGAAAUUGAUGGAUAAACAUUUUUGUGGAGCAUAAAUAUUUUUUAAAAAGAUCUACAUCAGGGCUUACCGCUGAAUAGUGCCCACACUGUGUAUGAAGCAAAGUAAAUGGGUUUUGGAGUCAACGAUGGAGGUUUAGAUUUCUUGGCCAAAUACCUUAAAACGCAGAUAUUUUUUUCUCACGGAGCGAUUGUUAAGAUUAAAUUAUAGAAUUUUUUUAUAGCUGUUGUUAUAUAGUAGGUGCUCAAAAAUAUUGGUUUAUUUUUAUCACCGUCCUAUUAAAAAAUGUUUAUUUAAAUCAUUUGGGGGAUUUGUAUCAAGUAAACGGAGCCCUGGUGGCACAGUGGUUAAGAGCUUAGUUGCUAACCGAAAGGUGGGCAGCUCGAGUCCACCAGCUGCUCCUUGAAAACCCUGUGGAGCAGUUCUACUUUGUCCUGUAGGGUUGUUAUGAGUCGGAAUUGACUCAAUGGCAACGGGUUUGGGUUUUUUGAUACAUUAAAUAAAGUACUAUAGUUAAUAGAUUAUUAGAUAACAAUUUUGUUGUAUUACCACCUACUUUAUGUUAAAACCAGAGGCUUGAUGGGUGGGAGUAGAAGUAAAUCUUAAUUCAAAUUUAGGUUUCUUGAUUACCCAAUUUGAAAAUAAUGUGUGGCAAAAGAAAUGAAAAGGAGCAUGCCUUGUUCUGUAAAUCUAAAGUAGUUCCAAAGGUUGAUAGCGUGUAGUUUCUCAGAGUGACAGUUCUUGGUGCAUUAGCUCUCGCAAGAUGCUCAAGGAGCUGAGGAAACAAAUAACUGUAAGUCAGUAAUUAUCCAUGUCCUCUGGAUAAAGCUCUUCUGUCCUGGCAAGGAAAGUAAAUCCAGUGACAAACUCCUUACCUUUUCUCAUGUUGUUUUUAUUCUCUUUGAGAACAUGUUAUAUAUUGUUGCCAUUUUUUUCAGACUCUAAGCACCUGUGUAGGUAAAAUGACUCCACUCAGCUCCUUUGAGCUCCUUCUCCCAAAGUUGAACACAACAACAGCAGAAGCUCAACAACCAAAGGAAAGUCAUUUACAGGUGGAAAAGGACUUUGGGGAGUUUUCUUGAUCUCAGCAAAUUAACUCAAUUAACAGGGGAGGUAGAAGAUAAAGAUAGAUUCAGUUACACUUUAACUCCCCAAGUAAGAGGGGGAAGGCACAGUAUCUGGAGUAGAGGAGAAAAUUUAUUAUGCCUGUGUUCCCUUGGGACUCAUUGGAAAUUGUACACUGACAUCUUCUGGGAUUUAGUCUGGAGUGUGCAGACUGGUACCUAAAAUGGAAGUAGAUAUUAAUGGAGAGUCCAGAAGUACCCUGGCUUCCCUGCCAUUACCCGCGGCCGAGGCGAGCUCCCCAGGAAAGGCAGAGGCAGAGAAGCCCCGCUGCUCCAGCACGCCAUGCUCACCAAUGCGUCGGACUGUGUCAGGCUACCAGAUCCUCCACAUGGACUCUAACUAUUUGGUUGGCUUCACAACUGGUGAGGAACUCCUGAAGUUAGCCCAGAAGUGCACGGGAGGUGAAGAGAGUAAGGGAGAAGCCAUGCCUUCCUUGCGCUCCAAACAGCUAGAUGCAGGACUCGCACGUUCCUCUCGUUUGUAUAAAACCAGAAGUAGGUACUACCAGCCGUAUGAGAUUCCAGCUGUCAAUGGCAGGAGGAGAAGGCGGAUGCCCAGCUCAGGAGACAAGUGCACUAAAUCUUUACCUUAUGAACCUUAUAAAGCCCUCCAUGGGCCUCUGCCACUUUGUCUUCUUAAAGGUAAGAGGGCACACUCCAAAUCCCUGGACUACCUCAAUCUAGAUAAAAUGAACAUCAAGGAGCCAGCUGACACAGAAGUGCUACAGUACCAGCUUCAACACCUAACCCUCAGAGGGGACCGUGUGUUUGCUAGGAAUAACACAUGAAUGACUUGCAGAGAGUUUAAACCAGUUUAGGUCAGCCUACACUUGGCUAGAAAAAUCCACUGCUGUACUCUGUACAAGACUCUUCACAUUAUAGAUGGUUAUAUCAGCUAAGUGUUCCUGGAACGUAAAAAUUGUCUGAAUCAAAUUUUGAAUAUGGGAAUGAAAUCACAGGUACUUGGGAAAAUCAUUCUAGAGCACGCAACUGCAAAGGAAACAGAAUGUUGACCAGUAGUUUGUAUAGCUUUUUAGCUAGGAAAAAAAGGCUUUGGUACAGUAAUGCCAUCUUUAUGGUUCUGACACUCAGAUUGGGAAUGUUAACUGCUUGAUUGUUGCUGACUUGGUAUGAUUCAUUAGAAAUUUAUAUCUUAAGUACUCAAGUACUUUAAUCUCUGUAUUUUACUAUAAAAUGUAUGUAAUGAUUUGUUUUAUGAAAUUGAGAACUUGAACAUGGCUGAAUUGGACCACUUUUUAUUUUUAAAUAUUGAGUUUAAAUAUUUUAUAACUGGUUUUGCACUGAAAAAAAAGAAUUAACAUUUCAGAUUGACAAGAGAAUAACCUUUCUUCACUUGCCUCAGUAAUAUUAUUGAGCUAUGAAUUUUUUUAUUUCCGCAUGGAAAGUUAUUGAUCUUCUCUAUGGUUGUAAACUAUUUCUUUAUAGCGUUAUUAAAGUGUGUCUUAAUAAAAUUAAAUUUGGGAUACAAAGUAUUUAUUUUGCAAUGAGUAGGGGGAAGCUUUUCCAGAAGGUUUCCAAUAUGAAGUUUUCGUAAGCUGAAAAAGUUUCCUUAGUGCUUAUUUUCUAAUUUAAAAUUUAUCUGGAACUUUAAUAUGGAAAGGAUUCUUCCAAUUGUGGAUUAUAGACAUAAUACUGUUUGCAUCUGAAUGUUCUGUAAGUGAAUGGAACUUUUAAUAGAUGAACUCAUGACUUCUACUAUCGAAUGCUUAAACUAAGUAUGAAAUGAUACCAUUCAGCAUGACAUUGGGUCAUUCCAGUUUUAGUUCUGUGCGGCACAAGCACUCAUUGAAAUUCCAGUUUCUAGGAUUAGUGUAGGAGCCUAAAGUGCUUCUACAGUUUUAAUGGGUUAAUCCUGGAUUACUUAAAAAUUUAUGUCAAUUGCACUGGUUUAAUUUGUUGCUAAAGGAAUAAUGCCCUGGCUUUAGUAACAAAUACAGCUCAACUCUUCUUGAAUAUGUUUUGAGAAGAAAAAUGUAUGUAACUUACCUUUUGUAAAAGUUUUUUUUUUUUUUCUUUUCUUUUUUUGACUCUUGAAGGUGCAAUUUAUUACUGAAUUGGUUGGCAUUUCUGGCAGCAUAGAACUGCAUAUUUUAAAUUUUGUUCUGGGAGCUGUGAGUUUUCUUAGGUAUUAGCAAUCUUGCUUACGAAAUAGGAACACCUUUUAAUUAAUGAGUGGGUCAUUCCUGAUGUAAUUGUGACUUUUUCUUUAGCCAGAAUGGACGGCAAACCUUGUUUAGAACAGAGUAAGUAUAAGAAAACCCUAGGAACUCUCUUAAUGAGCAUUUAUUAUACUUUCAUUGAGGCAAACUAUGUGAAAGAGCCUUGGGUAAAUUGGCGCAGAUCUUAACUGAGUUGAUCAGAUUUCUUGGUAGGCUGGAAAUUUUCAGCUGUUGUAUAUUUCAAAGUAAAUUGCACCUUUGUAACAUAUUGUAUUGACGAAUGAUCACUAAGAUUAACUAUAUACAGUCAUUAGUUUGACAAGAAAUAGAAUCCUGUCAGAUGCCAAAGAGUUGGAAUUUUUACGUUUAAUGAUUAAACACCGUUAUUUAUUGAUGAUUUACCCUGUGGAAUUGUGUUAUUUCUAACUCUUAACAAUGAAAUAAAAGGGUGAUGUAAACACACAUUGUUGUGUGGUGCUUUAAACGAGGGCCAUCAUCAAUAGACGAAUUACUCUUCAGGAGUUCCACCUGAGCACUUAUUUGGUGUUUGUUGUAUGCUGUUGAGUUGAUUCUGAGUCGUAGCAACCCUGGCGGCUCAGUGGUUAAGCACUCGGCUGCUAACCGAAGACUCGGCAGUUUGAACCUACCCGGUGGCUCCAUGAGAGAAAAGACUCAGCGUUCUGCUCCCGUAAGGAUUAUAGCCUAGGAAACCCUAUGGCAAUUCUAUCUUACAGGGUUCCUAUGAGUCCCUUAUUUUUAGGCUUCAUUUUUGUUAAAAACCUUUAGCUGUGUGCUCAUUGGCAUUUCAAGGGAAAGGUUGUAAACCCGAUAAUGAUUCGUACUCGGUCUGUUAGGGAACACGACUGUGUGCAGGUGAAAUCUGGCACUGCUCAUGUGCCUGAAUAACUUCUUCAGCAAAAUUAAAAAAAAAAAAGCUUUUUUGUUUUACAUAAAGACAGGUGAAGCUCUCUGGCAAAAAUAAAGGUAGGGUUAGAAAUAUACAUAUGAGAUAUUUACUGUUACCUGGUUAGUAGAGACAGAACUUUAAAUUUGGUUUUCUAGAAAGAGAAUUAUCAAAGUUCUGUGUCAGUAGUUUUCAAAAUGUGUUUUGCUGAGGCUUCCGUUAGUUUAGACUUGCUUUCUCUACACUCUGGAUUUGUGCUCAUAUGGUAGGCUGGAUCUUUUUCUACCUGAAAAAAAAAAAUCCCAUUUUCUUCAGGCUUUUAACAUAGUUUCUAUUUUUCAACCCUUUUUUAAAACUUUCACUCAAUUUAAUAUUCCUUACUAAGCGGGGCACAAUUUCAGAUAGAAUAUACCUGAUACUAUUUUAUAGUACCUUUCCUCUUACACAUUACAGCACCACACAGGUUUAAAAAAACUUUUUUUUGUUUCACAAAAUGCCAUGUAUUAGGUAGGGCUCAGCUGACUUAUAAAUCAGCAAUAGUAUGCCAAUCCUUACUUCAGUCUGAGGUGAGUUUCUUUUGUUCCUCUGACUUCCAUCUGGCUGUGCUUUGCACCUCUGGUUCUAGGGCUUCUGUAGCCAGCAGUCAGUGAAGAAAAUGACCGUGGGGUUGGUCCUUCCCAGUUGGCAGGACCCCCAGAUCUUGUGGACCCCCGCCUACCCUGGUCGCUAUUCCAGACCCCUCUGUCUAGGCCUGUCAUGGCAUCUCAUGCCCUGUCAUGCCAGUGUGUAUGUCACUGUCUUUUUCCUACAUUGAAAUGAUGGUAACAAUAUGUGGGAUUUGGGAAGCUUUCAGGAAGAUUCUAAGUUAACUUUUAAAGGCAAAUUGGUCUUUAAAGAAUGAAGAUUUUUUUGAGAAAAGCAAUCCAUUUUAACUUACAUUCUCACUUAUCUACGAAGGAUAGUAUUUCUAACAUACUUUUGGGAAGGCUUUAAUUCC